Condylostylus longicornis is the source of this 7246-nucleotide messenger RNA. Its product is annotated as probable serine/threonine-protein kinase DDB_G0282963. NCBI's taxonomy places the organism in Eukaryota, Metazoa, Arthropoda, Insecta, Diptera, Dolichopodidae. Bases 1 to 6819 code for a protein of 2272 amino acids. Gene Ontology annotation, cellular component: histone deacetylase complex; transcription regulator complex. The record is from RefSeq and is a predicted model, not a curated record. Gene Ontology annotation, biological process: negative regulation of DNA-templated transcription; regulation of transcription by RNA polymerase II. Gene Ontology annotation, molecular function: transcription corepressor activity. The transcript is spliced from 11 exons.
AUGUCACCCGGCUUCGUUUACCAAACCGAUCAAGUGGCUUUGGACAGUCCCAUAACUUUUUCAAAGGUACAAAAUGGCCUUCAUUUGCCAUUAACAGGAAUUGCACCACCGCGUGUAUUAAUGUGUAGUGCCUCUAUGGGUGCUGAAGGAUCAGUAACAUUACAAUUACGUGAAGCUGUUCAAGCACCUGAUACACCAAAUUCAUUGGAUCAUACUGCUUUAACAAUAUCUGGUUACCCGGAUCCAGAAAUUUUAGCUGAUGUUUUAGGGUCACUACAAGCUGCAGCAUUAAAUAACAAUAACAGUAGUAACACUACUGUUAUUGGUAACACAAAUAACGCUAUUACAGCAUCAUGUACAACAGCCACUACAACAACUAAUCUUAACGGUUUAAAUAGUAAUAACAAUCAUAAUAAUAGCAUUGGAAAUAGUAGUGGUAAUAAUAAUUGUAAUAAUGGUAAUGCUAUUAUAUUAAAUGGUAUAAAAACAGGAACAACAACAUCUGUACAACAUCAACAUCAUACAAUAACUACAUCAAAUUCAAACGGAAUUCCUAAUAAUUAUAAUAGUAAUAAUAGUAAUAAUACAAAUAGUAAUAAUAAUGGUGCCAAUAGUAAUUUAAUUAAUAAUAGUAAUAAUAUAAACAGCAACCAAAAUUGUAAUAGUAAUAAUAAUAAUAAUAAUAUCAAUGUCAGCAAUCAUAUUGUAAAUUGUAAUAGCAGUAAUAGUAAUAGUAGCACAUCAAGUAAUAAUAGUAAUAGUAGUAGUAAUAUCAGUAGUAUAAUAAAUAGUGAAAAUUCAAAUACAUCAAUUCCUGGUACAGUUGUAGCAACAGUUCAACAAUCACAACAAACAACAGCAACAAUGAUAAAUACAGCAUCAGGAACUAAUAAUAAUAAUAAUAGUAGUGGUAAUGCCACAACAUUAACAUCAAAUCAAAAUUCACAAACAACUACAACUGGUACAACUACAACAACAAUUGUUGUUCGUAAACAAAGACCAAAAACAUCGUCACCAACACGGCAUGGUCCACAACAAUGUCAAGUUUGUAGUAAAAUAUUUGGAAAUGCAUCAGCUCUGGCAAAACAUAAAUUGACACAUAGUGAUGAAAGAAAAUAUGUUUGUGCAAUGUGUUCAAAAGCUUUCAAAAGACAGGAUCAUUUAAACGGUCAUAUGCUAACUCAUAGAAAUAAAAAACCGUAUGAAUGUAAAGCAGAAGGUUGUGGCAAAUCCUAUUGUGAUGCAAGAUCAUUAAGAAGACAUACAGAGAAUCAUCAUAGUGCUUUAGCAAUGACACCCACGACACCAAAUCAAUCAUUGUCACCAUCGACUGGACCACCAACUGGUCUUAGUUUAUCUCCAGCAACCGCAAGUGGUGAUGCUAGUUCUCCGCAUGGUGCUAACUGUGUACAAUAUAUUACAAAUAAUAAUAGCGAUGGUGGCAGUGGUGGUAAUAGUAAUAAUAAUGGUGCAAACAAUUCAAAACCAUCAUCACCAAGUUCACCUGCAUCUGCAGGUAAUGGUAAUGAUGGUCUUACUAGACAACAAUUGGAUCUCAUUAGUCAAAUUAUGCAACAAACAAAACAGGCUAGUGCACAAGUAACAGUUUCAACAAGUCAUAAUGGUAUAAAAAAUCAACAUCAACAACAACAACAGCAACAACAGCAUCAACAACAACAUCAACAGCAACAACAACAACAGCAACAAAAUCAUCAACAACAGCAGCAACAAUCACAACAACAACAAACAUCACAAAGACCAAGAACAUGGAAUAUGCAGACACAAUUACAACAACAGUCAAAAUUAUCGUCAACACAAACAAAUGAUAACCAUAUAAAUGGUAUAACAACAGCAACAAUUACAAAUGGUGGAAUUACAAUUAAUACAACUAGUGGAACAACAACUGCAUCACAAGGAAAUCAAACAACUCAACACAAUCAAUCAACAUCAACAACUCCAGUUGGACAUACAUUAAAUAUUGUUAAAAUAGAACAAAAACCUGUUGAAUGUAAUUUAUGCCAUCGAAAAUUUAAAAAUAUUCCAGCAUUGAAUGGUCAUAUGAGAUUGCAUGGAGGUUACUUCAAAAAAGAAACUGAAACGAAAAAAUGUGAAAAAAAAGAGACAAGUGGACCACCUUUGCAAACAGCUAGUAUAGGCGUAAGAGCUCUGAUUGAAGAAAAAAUUAUUAGUAAAAGAUGUAAAGAUUUAAAGGGUGCCUUUGUAGUACCUGCCCCACCUUUAGCAACUACCAUUAGACGUGCAAAUGAAAUUGAAAAUUCAUUUUUAACCCCAAAAAAUCCUUCGUUAACUAUUAGUCCUAGUAACAAUAAUACAACAGCUACAAUAUCACUAAACACUCCAACAUCAUUAACGCCAACAUCAGCGAAUCAAGUUACAACAACAACUGCUGCAGCAAAUCAAAAUGUUCAAAUACAUGCAACAACAUUACAAUUACAAAAGCAAACCUUACAAAAAAUUACAAGCAUAAGUACAAUAAGUCAAGGAACAUCAACAGAAUCAAAAGAUGCGACACUAAUCGAGUUAUUGAAGCGUGGAACAAAAGUAGCAGUCAAACGUACCUGUUCUGAUCCUGGCCAAAUAUUUAAUACUACAAAUGGAACCCAAACGAUUUUAUUGCCAGCAUCUUCUUUAACAACAACUUCAAAUCACAACAAUCAAAUAAAUUCAAAUUUAUCUGCGAAUGUUACAACAAAUACAACCGAUUUGGCAUUAUCAACGUCAAAUACUCAAAACGCAACUUCAAGAUCACCAUUGUCUAUUUCUUUACCAAAUGGUGAAACAGCACCAUUAGCACUAACGAUUUCACAAGCUCCAAAUGGCUCUGGUGACGUUUUUACAUUGACAUAUUCAACAGAUUCAUCAUCAACAUUUUUUAGCGACAGUGAUGUUUAUAGUGUGUCUGAUACAGCAAUGCUUUUACAAGCUGUCGAUUCCAUCCAAUUACUUAACGAUUCUCCAAGUACAGAUCAACUUAAUCAAAUAACAUCUAUAGCUGAUUUACAACAACUUCUUAAAAAAGAAUCUACAUCAGAACAUCUUACCACUGACGAUAAUAGUAAUAUUACUUUAACUUCAAACGGAGGCGGUAGUAUUAGUUGCGUGGACGAUUAUAACACAGUCUCGAAUUCAAAAGAAAUUCAAGAUGUUUUAAAUUCACCAUUACCUGAUAAUAUAGCUGAAUUCAGUACAUUUCAUUCCAAGGACUUUGUUCUUUACAAUUGUUCCAAUAAUAGUAAUUCAACAUCUAUAACACAAAAUAAUAAUAGCAACAGUAGUAAUAAUACGCAUUGUUCCACCAUUGGAUCACCAAAUGCAUCCUCAUCUUCACCAUUGUCAUCCCAACAUCAACAUCAGCAAUCGCAGCCACCUUCCAUUUCACCACUACCGUCACCAUUGGCAUAUCCGACCCCACCGGCUAGUCAUGAAGCCAUCACUCAAUCAUCGCCGUUCCUAGACGAUUCCCACCAUUUUCCAGAUGCAAGUGCAUUCUUUGAUGAUAAAUCAUCAGUCAAUUUUAUAACAGAUAGUACCAGUCAAUUCUUUAAAGAUAACUCCGAUGCAGAUUUAACUGAAUCUGAAAAAAUAUUAAGUAUAAAAAAUGAGUUAUUCAAUGAAAGUAAAAGUGUCCUUGAAGUAGAAAACGGCGAUGUUGGUGCUAAUAGGGUUGCAGAUGCUGGCGAUUUCGAAACUGACGUGUUCGAUUCCCACGUUAAAGUUGAAGACUUAUUAAAUGAAGCUACUGGAGAUGAGCAAUGUGAUUUAAAAGAUUUUAGUGAUCAAAAUUUAUCAUUUUUAGACGAACCAGAGAGUUUCUUAGACGAUUCAAGGAAUCCCAGUUCACCGUUAUCUGAAUCAUUUUUUACGAGUGGCAUUGGCUCCGCUGAAGAAGUUAAAGAAGUUUUGAAAGACGUUCUACCCAAUGAAAGUUUAGAAGAGACAAAUGUUUCAGAAAGUCAGUGUGAAAAUGAUAUUGAUUUGUAUUAUCUACCUGGUUUAACAUUGCAAUCACAAAUGAUGCCAAAUUCAGAUGAUCCACUAUUAUCCUCUUCCCCAAAAGAUUUUGGCCACCAUAAAAUAUUUCUGCAACAAAUUAAUCCGCAGCAGCAAAUAAUAUCACCACAAUCAAAUCAACAACAACACCUAAUAGUACAACCGAUUCAAACACAGCAAUCGCAAUCAACAAAUUCUCUACAGCAGCAAUUACAAAAAUUUGAUCCGAUUCAACUAUUUACGUGCGCAACAACAACAGCAAACGCAAAAAAUACAAAAUUGAACGAGUCGCUUUGCGCAUUUCCUUUGAAUUCCACAGCUACAAAUGUGGUAACUAUGAUUGGCAAUAAUAAUUGUCAACAACUUCAUUCGCAGCAACAACAAUUACAACAUCAUAUUUCGAAUUAUACAGCACUCACUGCAAUCAACAAUUUACAAAAUAGUCAAUCACUUUCAACUGUUCAGCAACAACAACAAAAAGACAACAAUUGUAUAAUAUUAGCAAAUACGAGUAGUUUAGAAACAUUUUUGAAUACGCCAUCAUCGGCGGCAAAUACAAGCCAAUCAACAUUGCCAACUAUUAUCAACAUAACAUCGGCCACUGGUCAAAAUUUUAAUAAUUUCCAAACGCAAAAUCAACAACAACAGCAAAAAAUCUUCAAUACACCAACGUCGACAACAACUCUCACAAUAUUACCUUCAACAUCACAAAGCAAUCAGAAAUUGAAUCAAACGCAGCCACAAAGUCAACAAAUAUCAACACAAACUAUAGCACAAACUUCUCAAAUAACUAGUUCCAUACUAAAGAGACGUCUACGUCAAGGAAGUAGCAGCGGCGGAAAUAGUAAUAUUCCCAAAAAGCAAGAAGUAUAUAGAUCCAAAUUAAGAAAACCAUCAACAACCCAUUAUACUCCAGCACCAAUAUUAAAUCCUGACCGUAAAGGUACUGGAUUGUACUCAAAUUUACCAAAAUCAAUAAUGCAGGAUACAAUCAGUCUGGGUGAUGAAUUCGAAGACACUGCUAGUAGUUUGGUUGCAUUUUUGGAUGAUUCUAAAGUAAAUAUCGGCACAGCCUAUCAAGCCCAAAUUCCGCCUUACGAGCCAAAUAAAAAUGAAAAUGAAAUAAAUAACAACAAUGAAUGCGGUAUAACUUUGACAUCUCAGGCAACAAAUUUCCUUCAUCAACAACAACAAAAUAAUAAUAUUAAUUACAAUCAACAAACAAAAACAUCAGAAACAUCUAUUGUUAAAACAUCAUUAUUGUCGUCUCUUUCAAAAGUAACUGCUGAAGAUUAUGAUGAAAUAAUGUGGGACCCGAAUAUUAAUGAAAAUAGGAAUAGUGAUUGUGAUGAAAAAACCUUAAAUCGUUUUAUUGAAUUAACUAAGUCGUCAGGUGCACCAUUAGGUUUUCAUACAGAAGAAGUAGCGCUGAAAGCAUUAUUAGAUGCGAAUGGUUUUACUCAUAUUGCUGUUUUAACAUUAUUACAAUCACCAUCAAAUGCUGUUCCUGAGAAAUGGUCAGCUAAUGAAAUUGAAGCAUUCCUAAAAGGCCUUGAAAAAUACGGAAAAGAUUUUUAUAGAAUUUCAAAUGAUCUUAAAACUAAAACUACAAAAGAAUGUAUUCAGUUAUAUUAUUUUUGGAAAAAAUUAUGUGUAGAUUAUAAAAUAACUCAUUUAAAACAAGAAACCUGUGAUACGUCAGAUGAAACGGCAUCACAAAUAAAUUCAUCACACUCAAAUACCGAACACCGUCCUUAUGUCUGUGAAAUGCCUGAUUGCUCAGCUAGUUUUACUUCAAAAGCAGCCUUGCAUAGUCAUACAAGAUUGCAUUGUAUUGGUCGAAAUCAUCAUUUUAUUAAUAAUAACAAUAAUAAUAAUAAUAAUAAUAGUAGUACCAACAAUAUUCUCAACAAUAGCAAUUCUAUUAAUAGCACUAACACUCAUAACAAUAGUAAUAAUAAUAUUAAUAGUAUUAGUAAUAAUACACAUAGUAAUAAUAAUAGUAAUAAUAAUAAUAGUAAUAACAAUGAUAUUAAUAAUAAUGAUAAUAAUAUUAAUAAUAAUAAUAACAAUAAUAAUAGUAAUAAUAACAAUAAUAUUAAUAAUAACAAUAAGAGUAUAAGUAAUCAAAGUAACAAUCACCACCAAAUAGGAACAAAAAAUAUAAUUAUUUCAAGUAACGGAAAUCAUCAUAAUAAUAACAAUAAUAAUAGCUUCAAUAAUAAUGAUAACAACAACAAUGUCAAUGUAUUUCAAUUUGGACAAACAAAUAAUAAUCAUAAUGUGACUUCACAUCAGAGUUCAACAACUACAAUAGCAACAAGUUCAAUUAAGGAUGAUUUUCCGUGCAAGGUGUGCGGCAAAGUAUUUAAUAAAGUUAAAAGUCGAAGUGCUCACAUGAAAUCACAUCGACCACAAGAUAAUGAUCAACUGCAUAACAAUAACAAUAAUAUUAAUAACAAUAAUAAUAAUACUUAUAUAAACAACAAUAAUAACAAUAAUAAUAAUAAUAAUAAUAACAGUAAUAGUAAUAAUAAUAAUAAUAUUAUAAACAAUAAUAAUAUUAGUAUAAAAUUAAGCACUAACACUAUUGCAAAUUUAAGUAAUAUUAAUCAUCAAAAUAAUACUAUCAGCAGCAAUAAUUAUAUUAAAAAAAUAAAUGAUAAUAAGCUUCAUCAUCAUCAUCAUCAUAAUAAUAAUCACAAUCAUCAUCAAUCUCAAUAUCAUCAUAAUCAUCAUUUUCAUAAUAAUAGUAAUAAUAAUAAUAAUAAUAGUAGCACCAACAUGGUUGUAACAAGCAGUACUUAAAAUAAAAGUCUUUUUUUAUUUAAAAUAUUUUAUUUUUAAUAUUUUAUUCAUAUAUAUUUUAAAAUAUAUGAAAAUAAAAAAUAUAUAAUAUUAUAUUAUUAAUUGAAAGUGGUUUAUUUGUGGCUUACAAUCAAAAAUGCUAAAUAUUAUAUAAAAAAAAAAGAAGAACAGAAGAAACAAAAAAAAACAAAGAAAACGCCUAAAUUUAUGUAAAACAAAAAACAAAAAAUAAAUAAAAUAGUAAUUUCUUAUUAAGUAAAAAUAUUGAGACAAAAAAAUAAAAUUUAUAGAUUAAUUUUAAAUGUUCUUUAAAACUGAAUUAGAAAUUUUAAAUAUUCAAAUUUAUAUUUAAUUUAAUAAGUUAUAAAAUUUUAAAAAUGUAGAAAAUUAAAAUUAAAUUAUUUCAAAAUGACAAAUACAUUAAAAU